Molecule: messenger RNA, 879 nt
Organism: Paramecium tetraurelia
Lineage: Eukaryota; Ciliophora; Oligohymenophorea; Peniculida; Parameciidae
Exons: 3
Source: RefSeq, a predicted model, not a curated record
AUGAUGGAUAGUUUGUAUUCCUUAUUCUCAUAGAUUCUAUUGAUUACAGCAUCUGUUAUUUUAUUGUUCUCUAUGACAUUUGCGUUUCGAAAGAUCAUGAAAGAUGUGAAUGAUAUUUUAGACUCAACCGAUAAGCUUGUCUUCUUUAUUGCAGCAUUUCAAUAGUUGUUGUUAUUGGCAUUCUUAAUUAAAUAGUAUACACUAUUCCUAAGUGGAUUGCGCAUCCUCAGAAUGCUUUAAGAUUUAAUGCUCUUGAAUUGUUUAAUCAAAUUAGAUAGUGACAAUGAGCAAUGCUUAAAAAUCGUCGAUAAGAUAUCCAAGCUACUUUCACUGAUUCUUCUUUUUAUCUCCGGCUUGAUUGUGUUCCUAGAAGGUUUGAAAUCACACUUUUAAUGUGAUCAAUAAAUCUGGAUGCUACUUUCAGGAUUGCUUCUGUUAACAAACAUCAUUUAAUUAUAUUUCGGACUAAAGAUACUGAUUUAGAUUUAUAAAUACUGUCAAGAUUCAAGCAAUCAACAUAUGUUCGAUGGUUUGCAUAAAAUAAUGAUGGACGAAUUAUAAAAUAGGAAGGUUUAAGUAAUAGUCUUUCUCCUUUGCUGUAUUAAUUCAUCUGUUGUUAUGCUACUAUAUGAUUAUGCUAUGUUUGAUCAACUCAACCCUACAUUCUGUCUUCAAAAGACCACAAUUUCUGAAAUUCUUACUUAUAUUGCUGUCAUUAUUGUCUCAUACUAAUUACCUUGUUUAGGAAUAUACUACGUGUUUUAUCAUAAGAAUAAAAAGUAUUUGAAUAAUCACAAUUGGGAAAUACAAAGAAACAUCGUCAAUUUCUAUGACGAAAGAAGUGAAAUAGAAUUGGGAGAUUAUUAAAACCCAUAAUGA